CCCUCUCCUGGCCCAAUGCUUGUCGUCCAUCGAAGAGUCGAAGGUCUGGGCUGGUGUGGACACCCUCCACUCCAGUCAUCGUGGCGGAAGGCAAGCGUAUGGAGACCGAGGAAGGCGGCGGAUCGUCGGUGACCUCCAGCCCUGGUGGCAGCGACAAGAGUCGGCAGCCUUCCCCGCCUACCCCUCCGGACGGCGACGAGGAUUCAUCCGAGUCUACAUCCAUCGGCGACGGCGAUGAAUGGCUGGUCAGCGACGAGGAUGCGGAUUGCGAAAACACGGGACCUCACCGCCCAUAUACAGUUGAUGAUUUCCCAAGGUUUAGUUGUGGCUACGAAGAGCAGAACCAUCUGUUGUAUAGAAACCCAGACAUUAAGCUUCGAGGUCCUUCACCAAUUAGACUUUACCCAGCAUUUAAAUAUGGCAAGCAUGUGUUUGGUUCUGAUUAUAAUCUUGGGGAUAAAUCUGGAAGUAAGUGGCCUUGUUACUUUCUUUGUUCAUUGUUAUUUUUAUUUACAAUACAUUAUAUAGUCAUCAACUACUGUAAAUCUCAGUUUUUGCUUCAGUUCAUUGAUAUUAAAAUUGCUCGAUAUCAUCAUACCUGGCCUGGACCUGCUAAGAUCUUUGGUUUUGUUGCGGCACGGGAUACGAUUGAGCCCUUGCGCAAUUAUGUCUACAGGCGUGAGAUUAACAGCUCUGAAGAUGAAUAUGUGAAACGAAACACGGGCGUGGCACGUUUGUCACUGACUAGCCCAGCUCGAGUCAUUUCAAUGGCAUCCCGGGCACUGAUCGAGUUUGAGCUCCGGGUGCGGACCGAAGGCCGACCUGAUGAAGAUGAACCCAAUGGUGACUGCCUCAUUGAAGGAUGCACUGAGCUCACCAACAUGCUUGCUUCAGAUUCCUUCAUUGAACACCGGCGCCUGUAUGGUGACAACUGCGCUCUGGACGUCAAGUUUGCUGUGCUGAUCAAUGCAGUGGAGGCACGCGUCGACAUCAAGGUCCUCAGCCUGGGUGCCAUUGCCAGCGGCAUCAACCUGAAGGUAUACGGCAAGACUAGUGGCUUCAGUGAGGUGAUCCGUCUCUUCGAAGGCGCUUCUCCAAAGCCAGGUGUUGUGAUGAGCUUUGCUGUUGCAGUGGAUACACACAACUACCUCGAUGUCUGCAUCGAAGGGUCAUCGGAAGACAAUCCUGUUCUUGGGCGAAAGGAGAAGAAGCCGGCGUCGCGUUCAUGGUGGAAGUGCAGCUUCGGUUCUGAUUAUCAUGAUAUGGACAAAGAAGUAGCAGAGCUGGGCGAGUUUGCGGUAGUUUCAGUCAAUGUCAAUUGGAAAUCCUAUAGGAAGAAAGAAUCCUUAAGGGAGUAACUGGGAAUUUUUGUUAAACAUGUAACUGUAUAACCAGAACAACAACUAGAGGGGACGUUGACUAGGAGUAUCUAGUAUCUACAUUUUGGCAAGCCCUAUGCUCCAAUCAUGCUCAACACUCCUCCACUACCAGAAAAAAUUGAUGAUUACUCAUGGUUGAAAAUCUCA
Molecule: messenger RNA, 1526 nt
Organism: Panicum hallii
Lineage: Eukaryota; Viridiplantae; Streptophyta; Magnoliopsida; Poales; Poaceae
Exons: 4
Coding region: 99-1358 (419 amino acids)
Source: RefSeq, a predicted model, not a curated record